Messenger RNA from Phytophthora infestans T30-4, 4995 nucleotides. Its product is annotated as kinesin-like protein. The transcript has 2 exons. Gene Ontology annotation, molecular function: microtubule motor activity; microtubule binding; ATP binding. The record is from RefSeq and is a predicted model, not a curated record. The coding region runs from base 1 to 4995 and encodes 1664 amino acids. NCBI's taxonomy places the organism in Eukaryota, Oomycota, Peronosporomycetes, Peronosporales, Peronosporaceae. Gene Ontology annotation, biological process: microtubule-based movement.
AUGGAUGCCUCCAACGCCAACGUCAAGGUUUUCUGUCGCGUGCGGCCGCCCAACGAGCGCGAGCGCGGCAAGUGUGUGACCGUCCCCGCCUCGGACGGCACGCAGCAGACGGUUUUCCUGCACAGCAAACAUGGUCCAUCCAGGACCUUCACAUUUGAUCGCGUGUUCGGCGAGGAUGCCUGCCAGAACGACGUCUUUGAGGUCGUAGGGGCGCCCAUUACUCGGGCCUGUCUUGAGGGCUACAAUGGCACCAUCUUCGCCUACGGACAAACAGGAUCAGGCAAAACGUUCACGAUGCAAGGACCCGACGAUGUCAUCGACACUGAGGCCCAGAGCCUCACUCGAGAGCAACUUGCACUGCGUGGCCUCGUGCCGCGAGUAUUCGACUACCUUUUCGACAACGUCGUGGCCAAAGACAGCCGGAAGAACGUGCAACAUACAUUCGCAUGCUCCUUUCUGGAGAUUUACAAUGAACGAGUAUACGAUCUGCUGGAUGGAGGCAGUGCGAAGGACGCAGCAGGACUGCAACUGAGGGAAAACGGACGCAAAGGAGUCCACGUGGAAGGACUGAUCGAAAGCGUCGUGGCCAACUCGAAAAAAGCAGCGGAGCUCAUGACGGUUGGAGCGCAGAACCGGCGAGUGGGGCAAACGUCUAUGAACAGAGAGAGCAGUCGGUCGCACAGUGUGUUCAUCCUGCAGUUGCAGUCCAAGGAGAUGACAGCGGAAGGGACCAAGAUUCGCACGUCGAGGUUUAAUCUGGUGGAUCUAGCAGGCUCCGAGCGACAGCGAAGUACUGACGCAGCAGGAGAGCGACUAAAGGAAGCAGGAAGCAUCAACAAGUCGCUCUCUGCGCUUGGAAACGUCAUCAUGGGACUAUCGGAGCAGUCGGUGGGCAAGCAUCGCCACGUCCAUUACCGCGACUCCAAGCUGACGUUCCUUUUGAAAGAUUCGCUGGGUGGCAACUCCAAAACGUUCAUGGUCGCAACCAUCUCGCCGGCCGAAGAUUCCUCGUUCGAGACGCUCUCAACUCUCAAGUUCGCACAGCGAGCAAAGAUGAUCCAGAACAGCGCAGUCGUCAACGAAGACUCAGUCGGCAGUGCGCUUUUCUUGCAGGAAGAAAUCCUGCGGCUUAAGCGACAACUGCAGCAAGCACAUCAAGAAAUCGCUCGGAAUAUCCCGGGAUCAAGUGUGCUCCAGCAAGGAGCGACACCGUUCGAGAGCGCGUCAAGUCAAGACUCAUUCGCCCCCUCUUCACGGCAAUUAGGACCGUGUGAUCCUGCCAUUGACAGCCGAUUCCGUGAGCUGGAGGAAUCGUUUGCGACGACUGCCGAGAAGAGUGACCGACUACAGCGUUCAUGCGAGUUUCUGCAGCUUCAGAAUGGGCACUCCCAGGCGCUUUGUACGGAGCUAAAGCAGCAUGUUGCUCACUUGAAAAUGAUGCUUCGACUGCGAGGAAUUGGCGGCCCGGGAGCUCAUGAGUAUAAACCGACAGCUGACGCCAUUGAGUGGAGAAUGAAGUAUGAAGAGAUGGAAGAACGCUUUGUGGAACUUCAGGACGAGCUGCAGCGCAGUGGAAUGGAAGACGCCGGCGCCACUGGCAAGAUCAACAGCGAAGUGGAAAGCCUCAACUUGAUGCUGCUAGGUCUGACGAAGCAGCUGGCGUUUGUGCUGCGUGACAAGCACGAUCUUCAAGACCGAUUACUCGAGAACCAGUCGGAUAAGGGUGACAACAGGGAAGGACCAUCGACACAAGAAGUUGGCCAUGCGGAUUUUUCAGCUCGCUUAGAGGAGGCGCUAAGGCAGCAGGCGAGUGAGUACCAGGCGAAGCUGGACUCGGUCGCGUCAUUCAAUCAAUGCCUGGAAGAGAAAGCAGCAGACACGUCACUAGAGCUACAGCAGAUGAAGCAGCGUGAAGCUUCCUGGUCAAUUCAACGACAUGAUCUCGAGAGACAACUCGUAGAUUCCAGGGGAGCUCUACUGAGCGCAGAGAAAGCUCAUUGCUCGACCAAGAGCUUGUUGAUUCAAGAGAAAAGUAAGGUUGAGGACUUGGAGAUGAAGCUGAAGCGAGUACAAGAAGGGAUCCGCCUCGAGUUCGACGCUGCGUUGGCUGAUGCAUCCACCGCUAACGAAGGCCUUGAGAACUCGAAGAUGCUGCUACAGGAGCAGCUAUCAGCGGUGGCUGCAGAGCUCAACAAGCGUGAGCUUCAGGCCCAAGAAGCCGAACAUGCGUUUGUCCAACUGAAGAAGGAAAUGGCUCAUCUUGAAGAAGCCAACCUGAAGACGGUGAUGCAACUUGGAGAGGCCCGAGACGAGUUGAAGGAGGCUACACAGCAGGCAGCUCACCUAAGAGCUCGAGUUGGUGAUUGCGAGAAGACAAUUGAUGUGCUGAAACGCGCUGAGGCUGCAGUGACUGAGGAGAGGACGAUUCUGGAACAGAAGCUGGAGGAAUCCAUUAAUUGUAUCCGACAGCUGCAGGAGGAUGCCAAUGCUACUGCUCAAAAACAUUCAGAAGCGAUCGAGGCAUUGCAGCGUCAAGCGCAAGAGGAAGAGCACAAGCUAGCUGAGGACUUCGAGACGCGGCUUCGUGUAAGAGACGAGCAACUUCAGCAGCUUCACGAUGAGUUUGACGACCAUCGAGCCAAGGCAGAAGAAGCUGAUCGUCUUCACAGCUCAAAGCUGGAGGACAAGGAGGCAGCACUUGCAGAACUUCAACGCCAACUUGACGCCCAGGAACAGGAAUCCAGGCAAGCGCUGGAAGAUGCACAGAUGAAGUUGUCGAAGGCUCUUGACGAUGCCUCUAGACUCUCUGAAGAAAAGAGCCAGGUCGACGCAGAGCUUUCCUUGGCAGCUCAACAGCUUGGGCGUCUUCAGGCUGAUGUGAAGGAGCUUGAAACGGAGAAGAAGGCAAUGGCUAGUGAGACUGAGAGGUUAUCGGAACGUACCGAGGAGUUGGCUGUGAAGGCGAGCGAGCUGGAUGAGCAGAAUACUGAUCUGAAGAAGACGCGCGAGCUACAGCAAGCUCAGCUGUCGGAAUCGGAAGAGACCAUCAGCAAGUUCAGGCAACAAGUUGGGGAACUUGAGCAACAGAUCACAACACGCUCGAACGAAGCUGCCGACCUGCGCAAGGGUCUCGCUUCAGCACAAGAAGAUCUUUGUCAAGCUGCGAAUACCCAAGCGCAGCAGGUUGAUGAGCUUUCCUGCAGAGCAACUAAGAUUGCCGAGCUGGAGAAGGAAAUCGCAGCAAGCAAGGAUACUGUGGAGCACCUGACUACAAGGCUCGAGAAGGCAGAGGGCGAGAUUCGAGCUGCUGAAGGGACCGCUUCUCACCAGCGAGAAGAGAUUAUGAUGUACAAGGGGAUCCAGUCUACACUGCGUGACGAGUUGAAAGGGCUUGAGUUCGAUCGUCUGGAGCUGGCCGAGUCUUUGAAAACGGAGCAAGAGUCCAAACAGGGGCUGGAGGAGAAGUUCGCGGAAGCUCGAGAAGCCUGGGCGGGCGAGAAGAAGAAGAUAGCAGAGCAGGCUCAGGAAUCGAUUUUGGCUCUUGAGAAGCGCGUGGAGGAGUUGGUUCUCAGUAAAGAAGCACUGUCCACAUCGAGACACGAACUGGAGCAGAAUAACGAGGCCCUCAAGGCGUCAGCUGUGGAGAAGGACAGGAAAGUGCAAGAACUUUCGGGUCGCGUCGCCGACAGGGACGAUAAGAUCCUUGACUUGGAGGCGAGCACUGCAGAAACACAGGGGCAACUCGCCGGCACUGUUGCUGAGCUGCGAAGCGCUGUACGCGACCUUGAGCUUCAGUCAGCAGAACAGCAAAGCGCUCUGUCGAAACAAGAGACGGAGCUCGCUGAGAAGGAGGCUGCUCUAGCGGAGAGAGACGACGCCAUUGUAUCGUUAAAAGAACGUGCGAGCCGUGACGAAGCUGCGUGGGAUGUGAAAGCCCGGGAGUAUAAAGCUGCGUUGGAGGCCACAGAUGGCCGUGUGCAGGCGCUGGAGCAGCUGGUUGCGGAGAAGACAGCGGUGUUUGCAAAGGCUAAGGAAGCACUAGUGGCGGAGACCCACUCACUUGAGCAGAAACUGGAGGAAGGCGAGGAAAUCUUAGCGCAGCAGACCGAGCAGCUGAUGCUGGAGAUCAAACAGCUCGAAGCGAACAUCGAGGGCAAGGACGCAAAGCUGCAGCUUGCUAACAGAUCGCUGAUCCAGUUGAAGGACACGGAGGAUGAUCGGAGAGCAAAAGUCCAAGAGUUGCAGAUCGCACUUGAGGAACUUGAGGCCAAGCACAACUCGGUUGUUGCAGAGAACACGAAGCUCAAGCAGAAGGCAGUAGCUGAGCUGAAGGAGCAGGAAGAGGAGCUUAAACGUCGACGGAGGGAGAUCGACGCUGCCGAAGAGCACAGUAAGUCUGUGCAGAAGGCGCUGGAGGCACAACAGGCUGCAGCUGAGAGCGCGUUAAAGGAGGCCAAGGCCAAGGCAGUAACGCUAGACGAGCUUGGACAGGCGAAGCGCAAGUUCUUAUCGGAGAAGGUGAGGCUGCAGCGGGAGAUCCAGAGUCUAACCAAGAAACUGGAGACAGUGUCGAACGAGAAAGAGAAGCUGGUUGGCCACCACAACAGCCGCCAGAAGAUUCAGCAUCAUGUCAAAGUGAAGGAGGAGAACAAUCGCCUUCUGGACCAGGUACGGCAACUAACUGACGACAAGGCCAAACUGCAGCGCUCACUCGAGAGAUUCCGAGCGAUUCCUAAGGAGAAGGAGAACAUUGGCGUCGAGUCUUCAAGAAAUACGCCGGCGUCCGUGUCUCCCGGCUCCAGCACUUCAUCAAAAUCGCUUCCCACUAAACGCCCAAGUCUCGGUAGUGCGUCAAGUGCAACAGCUAGUACAGAAGCGUCUGCAGCAAGAGCUGCAGCACGAUUAACAACGCGAGGACGGCCUCGGUCUGCAUCGCCUGGACCAAUGAAGAAGCGCGUACGGACACAUUCAUCGGGACCAGGUUGGCAGAGAUAG